Molecule: messenger RNA, 1122 nt
Organism: Perkinsus marinus ATCC 50983
Lineage: Eukaryota; Perkinsozoa; Perkinsida; Perkinsidae
Exons: 12
Coding region: 1-1077 (358 amino acids)
Source: RefSeq, a predicted model, not a curated record
AUGGUGAGGUCUACAGCGGCUGUUCAACGUGGUCAUCCUGAGAGUAAAACAGAGAAGAGGAGACGUCUGAGAUCGUUGGGCCUUCUGGUCGGCCUCAUCUAUGCUUGCGGACUAUUGGUCACCACCGUCGCUCCGCUGUGGCUGUUUGGCUCCGAUAACGAUUCCGAUUGGUCUCGUCCGGAAAUGGUCAGCAGUUCCUCCGUUGGUGGGGAAGUAUCAGGAGAGCUCAGGGAUUUCCUCAAUGACCCUCUAGUCAACACAGACCGUGAGCAAACCUGGCAGCACCGAUACAGCCAUAAACAGCUUGGUGAUCUCACGCUUACUGGUAAUGGCAAGGACGCGUGGGCGGCCGACUACCUCUAUAAUUUGCCUGGCAAAGGACUUGGCGCCAUUGAGGGUGCCCUCAACAGUGAUCAGCAGCUCGCUCUUCAGUACUCCAAUACAGUUCCAGAUGGCACAUUGGCCGGUACCGCGGGCUGGUCUAGCAACGACGGAUACUUCGGGAAGCUAUCUAAGCUGUGGAACGGCGGUAACGGCAAGGCUGCGAGGUACGACAUCACUGGUAGUACCAACGACGGACAGCUAAAACACCGACUUCAAGCUCAGUGGGUGAGGGACAAUGACAGAGCGGAGGCGGGUAUCCAGGCCCCUAUUGCGAAUCCCUACGGCUUCCUGUCCAAGGGCGGUGCGGAGAAAUUUGAUCCCGAUUGGUAUACCUCUUAUAGUCGUUCCAUCAUUGAUGGUGGUUACGACUCGAAGAAGCCAUUCGGCAUAGAGGGAGGCGCUCGUCUUUCUUCUGGUGGCGAAUUGGAGGGACGUCUCACUGCACGAGCCAAGCCAGUCGAUAGCGUCGAUGCCUUGUACCGCGUCAGUGCGCGAACUCGCCCUGAUAGUUCGAAGGGCUUGUGGGGUUGGUUGACUGGACUCGGAAAAUCUCCUGUAGAAUUGGAGCACAACGCGCAAGUACAAUACUCAAACGGACCAGGGAGUGUGAUGUAUGCGAACUACGAGAAACGCGAUGCUUCCCCUGGGCACUUACGUCUAGGCUAUGCUAUGAGCAGUGAUGAUUACCAGUAAUUCGUGGAGGUAUUGAUCGAAAUAUGGACUCAGAAGUGCACCAAU